Molecule: messenger RNA, 2408 nt
Organism: Cynoglossus semilaevis (tongue sole)
Lineage: Eukaryota; Metazoa; Chordata; Actinopteri; Pleuronectiformes; Cynoglossidae
Gene: etaa1b
Product: ETAA1 activator of ATR kinase b
Exons: 6
Coding region: 95-1960 (621 amino acids)
Biological process (GO): DNA damage response; regulation of DNA damage checkpoint; positive regulation of protein serine/threonine kinase activity
Cellular component (GO): nuclear replication fork
Molecular function (GO): protein serine/threonine kinase activator activity
Source: RefSeq, a predicted model, not a curated record
UUUAAACAUGGCGACCCGCUGAAGUAAGAGAAUAAAACAGAGACGGUGGAGAUAAAAUCGUUGGUGCCGUUAAUUUGAACCGUUAUUUGAGCCGAUGAUACAUGCGGCUAAUGACGGUGCUGUUGCCGCUGACUCCGCAGAGUUCAUCGAACUGUGGAGGAACGUUAUCAAUGUCAAUGAGGGUAAAACAGCAGCAGAGUGUGAGGAAACCGGUGGGCAGACAAUAAAGAUGCCCCGCACAACAACCGCAACAACAGCCGUGUGUGGAGAUUUACAGAGUCCUAAACGCAGUGGCUUCAGCGGUUUUGCAGGCCUGAGUCAUGGCGACUCACCAAGUGAGGUUGAACCGUCACAAGAUAUUUUCUGGGAUGCAAAUUCUCCCACUCAAGGAAAAGCAGGCAGUGGAAACAGGAACAUCAGAGUUGAAAUAUCAGAUAUUGUGAAUCGUAUCGCUCCGAAGGAAACCACAGUGAAAGCCACCGAGUCCUCUCUGCUGCAGUGGAUCAGCGACAGCGCCGUCCCCUGUACACCAGACGUCCCAGAACCAAGGACGAAGAGAAGAGUCUCCAGACAGACCGUGGACGAACUCCUCAAACUGGCCAGACGGUUCGAUGAGAACAUGCAGCAGGACAAAGAGAGUUCAGAAAAACUGAUCGAUGUCAAUAAGAACCACCAGGACUGUGUGAACCCUUCGGAGGUCAAAAGUUCAGAAACGUCUUCUGGCAGAAACACCGAGGAGGUGAAAUGUUCAUCCAGUUCAGACCGGGUGGAGGCGGAGCUGCAGGCUCUGUUUGACUCGUCCACUCAGAAGGUCAGUGGUCCUUUAAGCCAAGGGUCCUCGGUGUCGGCUUCUUUACCCAAACGACCCGGGACUGGGACCUCAGCUGGAGCCCAACAGUCAGAGCUCAAGAAAACAGCUGCUGAACAAACCUGUGACGACUUCAAGGACAACUGGGAGAGCGACGACGCACUGGACGACUUUUUUGUGCUGGAAAUGUCACCGACCGCUGACAGGACGUCGCACACAGACACGACAGCCACUUUAAAAACAGACGGAGAGACGGAAACGACUCCCUCCAAGUCCGUUUGUAAAAACACCACUAAUACAAACCGUCCACAUCCGACCUCAGGCUCGCACCUGAAGCCAGUACGUCCCAAACCAAAGAGCACCAACAGAAGCACUUUUACGUUAGAGUCCAACCCUCGCUGUCGGCUCAGCACCGAGGCCUCAGAGGUCUCCAACUCUCAACGUUCUGUACUGAAACCAAAGGACCAAAGGUCUGUUACCACGAACACUGCCACGGUCCCUCAACCUGACCGUCAGAGGGACAGCGAUGACGUCAAGGCGUCUGACAGUUUAUGGGACGACGGCGUUGAAGACGCUCUGCUGUACCAGGUGUGUGACACCGUGGAGAGGAUCUCCAACAGUCAGCCCAGAGAGGAGGAACCCGCCGUGGACGGACAGAGGAGCGCCACAGCGCCCGUGCCGAUCCACAGGGUCCGGUCCGCAAACACCGGCGCUAACACUAACCGACGGUCCUCGUGUGCCUUCGUCCGUUCGAACUCGGUCCCGGGCACCAGCAGUCAAAGUGUGAACUAUCGAGGAUGGAGCGUCACCAUGAGAGGAGCCAACAACCAAUCACCAGCCAGGAUAUCUCAGAGCCUCCCGGGAAGUCGCAGGAGUCUGGGAACGUUCAGUCAGUUCAGGGAAUCUCCCGGAAGUGUGGAGCUGCCGACGGCGACCGCCAGACCAACGCCAAAGUCCGAGCUUCAUCACGCAGCCUUCAAGAGAAACGUAACCGACUCGGCGGACAGCAGCAACAAAGUUUUUGUCACCAGUCAGAUGAUGGGAAAGUGCUCGGCCGUGGAGAUCGAGAGGAAGAAACAGGAGGCGUUGGCCCGGAGGAGACGGCGGAUACAGGAACGAACCAAAAGUGCGACGGAGCUGCGUCCAAAAUAGAAGGCAGCGUUGGACAGACUGUGAAUGAACAUCAUCCUGUCAAUAACUGGCUGUCGGAUCAGCAGCCCCGGGCACCAGCACCAGAAAACCCACGGUUCGAGGCCAAGAGAUGAGUCAAAGCUGCUGCAGGUUUUUGUUGCCAAUUCAGAAAAAUCAGAGUUCAGAGUCAGAGCUGCUGCUUGAAAUACUACCUGACACAAACUGAAGACACUUUUGUUUUUUUCUACCCUCACCUCCAGUUCAUAUCUGCACACAGGACGGUGUGUGUGUGUGUGUUAGUGUUUAUAAACCAGACCAAGAUCAUGUGACUUCAACAGGUUAACUGGAAACAUGUCUGUGUUGUGAGAAAGAUCACUGAAGUACCUGAGGGUGCGUUUGAUUUCCUGACCCAGUUCAACUUUUCAUGGUUUUUUUUUUUUUUUUCAUGAAAAUAAAACGUUCUUCUUUG